AAGACAUUAUCUUCAACUUCAGUGAAUGAAGUUUACUCCCGUGUAAAGUAAUAUUCAUAGUGAAUUUUUUCUUUCAUCUUAUUCGAUAAGCAGCAACACUGUUGUUUCGCCAUUUUGAUUACUUUUGAAGGUGGGUUUUUGUUUACGUUUUUUCAACGUGCCCUUUUUAUAUUUUUGACUGAUAAGGAAGCCGGUUUUGACUGAACCCGUGUAUGCCAAAUUCAGCAUCCCGCAUUUCGCACACAUUAGUACUUCAAUUCUUCCUUCCACAAUAGUAGUGUGUUAGAAUUUUGGAUUCAAUCAAACUUGGAAGUCUUGCAAAAUGUUGGAAAAACUUAUCCAAAAUAUGGUAAUGGAGGCACCACCUUCUCCACAGAGUGUUGGCAGGGAGUUUGUAAGGCAAUAUUACACCCUUAUGCAUCAGGCCCCCAAUCAUCUUCAUAGGUUCUACAAUAACCAAUCAUCUUUCGUCCAUGGAGGUUUGGAACCAGCUAACCGUGAUCCAACCCCUGUGAUCGGUCAGAAGGCCAUACACCUGAAGAUCCAACAACUGAACUUCAGGGACUGCCAUGCCAAAAUCACUCAGGUGGAUUCUCAGGCUACCUUGGGCGGAGGUGUUGUGGUGCAGGUGACAGGUGAGUUGUCCAACGCUGGACAGCCCAUGCGCCGUUUCACCCAGACCUUCGUGCUGGCUGCUCAGGCCCCCAAGAAGUAUUACGUCCAUAACGAUAUCUUCCGCUACCAGGAUGAAAUCAUCUGCGACGAGGAAUGCGAAGCGGAGACUUGUUCUGAGCCAGAGGAAGAGGCUAACCAAGAAAUAGCUGUUAUUCCUGAGGUUCCCCAACAAGCUCCUCAAGUAAUGCCGCCAUUCCCUCUGCAGCCGGCCAUGCAGCCUGUUCCUCAUAUGGCUGCUCAACCUCCGCAGAUGAUGGCCCCUCAACCUGUACCACAGGUUAACGGAGCUCUUCAUCCUGAAGACUUCAAUAUUAUCUCUGCUCAAGCGCCAGUACCAAGUCCGGUGAUGAGCAAUCCACCAAACCUACCUUCAGCACCAAUUCCAGUGAUGCACGCCGCCAUGGUUGUUCCUAGUGCCAGCCCUCCGGCUGUCAUCGAGGAGAAUAUCGUCGAGCAGGUGGAGGAACCCAGACCCGCCUUCGUCGAGGCCGUAGAACCCGAGCCUGAACAGCAGGAAUUCUCGGUUGAGUCGAUUUCAACCUCCAACGAACCCAAGACAUACGCCAACCUACUCAAGUCCACCACCUACCCAACCACCGCAACGCAGACCUCACCGCAGCAAAUCCAACCUCCUCAGCAGCAACAACCCCAGCCUCCAGUCAAUCCUCAAACUUUCCCACCUAAAACCACGUCUCCCACUUUCAACCAACCCGGUAGGAAUGGAAAUAGGAACAACCGCAACGGUCACCAAAACGCACGUUUGCCCAGGCAAGAUCAGAGUAGGAUGUCCGGCGGAAGAACCGACGAAGCUGGAGUUUUCGUAGAUGAUAGGAGGAAAAGCCAAACGAAUAAUUAUUCUGAUAGCAACCAGCUUUUCUUGGGAAAUCUACCUCACAAUGCGACCGAAGAAGAGCUUAGGGACAUCUUCAGUGACUUUGGACCUAUUGUAGACCUGAGAGUACACAGCAAGGGUGCCAACAAGAACGGUAUGGCUGGUGGCCGAACUCCACCCAACUACGGAUUCAUUACGUUUGAAACCCAGCAAGGUGUACAAAAUUGUCUUGCUGCCAGACCUAUUUACUUCCCGAAAGGAAAGGAAGGUGGAACUCCCCUCAACGUAGAAGAAAAAAAAACGAAAGAUCGUCCAUCGUACGGAGGAAGACCUAACAACGACAAUAGGAACCGCGACAGAGACAACACACAGAGAAGAGGCCCCAACGGACCUAACCGCAAUGGCACUAACGGAAACAAUGGUGCUGGCAGCCAACCAAACAGACCCACAUAUAACAAUCGGAAUGGACCGACCAACCGUGGCCCUCCCGCUAACAAUACCUACAACAACCGUCGCUAAGGAAGCAGAUGUUGGGGUUGCGUACGGGUCAACGACUGCCUCAACCAAUUUUUUUUUUGUGAGCCACUGCUUAUUGGCAAUUAAAGACUUAAUAUUUUAAGAUUAACAACAUCAACGGAUCUCUUUCCGUUGCUAUCCUUAUAUUAUUACAACAAAAUACAGUUUGUGAGGACAAAAUCUAGUGUACGUAAAAUGUACAGUGUUUGAAGUCUGAAAGUGAAAAGUUAGUGCCAAUAGUGGACCAUUAGCUGAAAGCAUUUUUUCCCUCAAAAGGUUUUUACAUCGUGAAAUCUCUCAAGUGAAAGGAUGGAUUUCUGAUGUGUGAUAAUUUUUUUUUUUUUUUAGUAUAAUAUUCAAUCCCUGAUUUGAGUGAUUUCACUAACAAAAUCUAUUUUACAGAUGUGAUGGAAAUAUUAUGUAUUGUUGUUGUCAUCUAUAUAGUGAAAGCAAUUUUUUUAUUGAUUUCCGAUUGGACUUCUUUUGUUUUUAUUAGUCAUCAGGGAAAUUUCAGUGAAUUUAGCUUCCAUACAUUUGAAAGAAAAAUGGUUUUAUGUAUCUGAAUUGAUUAACUACGAAUGAAUCAUCUUAAUGUACUAUGUAUAUUAACAUAAGUUAAAUUCUUCCUGUGGAGUGCAUUUCUCUUUAACACAGAGAAACAAAGAGUGAUGGCGAUUAUACAUGAUGCAAUAUUAAAUUUACAGUCUUUCCGAUUAUUUUGUUUCGAUUUUAUCCAGAUUUGAACUUAAAUUAUUUUUAUUGUAAAGAAUACAAUGUAAUUUAUAUUGAGAAAUUAGUCAAUAAAAACAGGUUGGGCUGAAACUAAUGCGGAGCUUUUCAAAUUUGAAUAAAGGAGAAAAAUGUACAGAAGAAUUUAAAACUCGAUAUAUAAUUUAAUAAUUAACAGCCGGAAUUGUAUGCUUUGCUAUAUUUAAUUCAAAUUUCGAAAAUCUCUUCUGGUAGUUCACGUCUGACCCUGAUAACAACUUGUAUUUUUUCCUAUUGACCACUGUAGGGUAGCUCAUCGUUUUCAUCAAACUUGUCUUAAUCAAUCACUGUCCUAACUUUCAAUGAAAUCUACCUGAUAUUUCAAAAUUAUUAUUUUGUUUUGUACAAACCAGAAAUAAAAUUUAUUUGAAAAUAUAA
Messenger RNA from Harmonia axyridis, 3169 nucleotides. RefSeq names its product ras GTPase-activating protein-binding protein 1 (gene rin). Gene Ontology annotation, molecular function: mRNA binding. The coding region runs from base 323 to 2026 and encodes 567 amino acids. Lineage: Eukaryota; Metazoa; Arthropoda; Insecta; Coleoptera; Coccinellidae. Gene Ontology annotation, cellular component: cytosol; ribonucleoprotein complex. The transcript is spliced from 7 exons. The record is from RefSeq and is a predicted model, not a curated record.